UUUAAACAGUUAAACCUCAGAUUUUAGACUUCAGAGUGCUGAAAUGGGACGUAAAGUGACGUUGGCGACGUGCUCUUUGAACCAGUGGGCUCUGGACUUUGAAGGAAACUUGGACAGGAUCCUGAAAAGUAUCGAGAUCGCUAAAUCUAAAGGAGCCAAGUACAGACUCGGACCUGAGCUGGAAAUAUGUGGUUAUGGCUGUGCAGAUCACUAUUAUGAGUCUGACACUUUGCUGCACAGUUUUGAAGUUCUUCGUAAACUUCUGGAGUCUCCGGUGACUCAGGACGUCAUCUGCGACGUGGGAAUGCCCAUAAUGCAUCACAACGUGCGCUACAACUGCAGGGUGGUGUUCCUCAACAGGAGGAUUCUUCUGAUCAGACCUAAGAUGGCUCUGGCUAACGUGGGCGUCCACAGGGAGCUGCGCUGGUUUUCUCCCUGGAGCCAAACCAGGCAGGUUGAGGAUUAUUUUCUCCCUCGAAUGAUCCAAGAAGUGACUGGACAGGAAACGGUGCCGUUUGGGGACUGCGUCCUGUCCACUAAAGACACGUGUAUCGGCUCAGAGAUCUGCCACGAGCUGUGGAGUCCAAACAGUCCUCACAUUAACAUGAGUCUGGACGGAGUCGAGAUCUUCACAAACGGUUCAGCGAGUCACCACGAGCUCCGCAAAGCCGACCAGAGAGUGAAGCUCGUCACCGCCGCCACCGCCAGAUGCGGAGGGAUCUACCUGUACUCAAACCAGAGAGGCUGUGACGGGGACCGGCUCUACUACGACGGCUGUGCCAUGAUCUGCAUCAACGGAGACGCCGUUGCCCAGGGCGCCCAGUUCUCCCUCGACGACGUGGAGGUGCUCACGGCGACUCUGGACCUGGAGGACGUGCGGAGCUACAGAGGAGAGCGAUGCCACCCCCACCUGGAGCGCGGCCUCAGACCCUGCCCCAGAGUCACAGUGGACUUCAGUCUGUCCAGCUCCGACGACGUUUUCCUCCCGACUCACGACCCGAUGGACUGGAGCUUCCACACGGCCGAGGAGGAGAUAAGUCUAGGGCCGGCCUGCUGGCUCUGGGACUACCUGAGGAGGAGUGGACAGGCUGGUUUCCUGUUGCCUUUGAGCGGCGGCGUGGACAGCUCCUCGACGGCGUGUAUCGUCUUCUCUAUGUGUGUGCAGGUCUGCGAGGCCGUACGCAGCGGAAAUUCCCAGGUGCUUCUGGACGUGCGGCGGGUGGCGGGAGACGACUCGUACCGUCCAGACGAUCCCAGGGAGCUGUGCGGCCGCCUCUUCACCUCCUGCUACAUGUCCAGUGAAAACUCCUCCACGGAAACGAGGAGCAGAGCCCACGAGCUGGCCCGGCAGAUCGGCAGCACACAUCUGAACAUCAACAUCGACCUGGCGGUGAAAGGCAUUCUGGGGAUUUUCUCCGCCGUCACCGGGAUGUUUCCAAAGUUUAGAGCCAACGGAGGCGGCGACAGAGAGAACGUCGCCCUGCAGAACGUCCAGGCUCGUGUUCGGAUGGUUCUCUCGUACCUCUUCGCUCAGCUGAGCCUUUGGGCUCGGGGCAAACCUGGAGGACUCCUGGUGCUUGGGUCUGCAAAUGUAGAUGAAAGUCUGACUGGAUAUUUCACUAAGUACGAUUGUUCCAGCGCCGACAUCAACCCCAUCGGAGGCAUCAGUAAAACCGACCUGAAGGCCUUUCUGAAGUUCUGUGUGGACAGGUUUAAACUCACUGCUCUCACAAGCAUCCUUGCGGCGCCCCCUACAGCUGAACUGGAGCCACUGAUAGAUGGACAGGUGUCUCAAACAGACGAGGCGGACAUGGGGAUGACGUACUCAGAGCUGUCUGUGAUUGGCCGACUGAGGAAGAUCUCAAAGUGCGGUCCUUUCAGUAUGUUCUGUAAACUCAUCCACAUGUGGAAGGACACGCUCUCACCAGCAGAGGUGUCUGACAAAGUGAAGCGCUUCUUCCGGAUGUACUCCAUAAACCGACACAAAAUGUCCACCGUGACGCCGUCGUACCACGCCGAGGUCUACAGCCCCGACGACAACCGCUUUGACCUGCGCCAGAUCCUCUACAACACUCGCUGGAGCUGGCAGUUUAGAGCCAUCGACGCCCAGGUGUCUCAGAUUUCUCCACAGGAGGAUCCUCUGGAAGAAUGA
This is a messenger RNA of Periophthalmus magnuspinnatus, 2152 nucleotides long. It is a transcript of the gene nadsyn1, whose product is annotated as NAD synthetase 1. NCBI's taxonomy places the organism in Eukaryota, Metazoa, Chordata, Actinopteri, Gobiiformes, Gobiidae. Gene Ontology annotation, biological process: NAD+ biosynthetic process. Gene Ontology annotation, molecular function: ATP binding; glutaminase activity; NAD+ synthase (glutamine-hydrolyzing) activity. Bases 44 to 2152 code for a protein of 702 amino acids. The transcript has 21 exons. The record is from RefSeq and is a predicted model, not a curated record. Gene Ontology annotation, cellular component: cytoplasm.